AUGAAGCACGGUAUUUAUACGUAUGAUAAUUUAGGUACCAAAAAAGGAAUAACAUAUUACAGAUGUGCAAGACGUGGAGGGAAUUUUUGUUCAGGAUCAUUGAAAAAGUUGGCGGAUGGCACAUUUAUUACUAUUAAACCACAUAAUGGCCACCAAGCCCAUAAUCCUAAUGAGGCAUUGGUUAGAGCAUUGAGGGAAGUUCUUAAAAGAAGGGCUUCAUCAGAAAAUUUGACAUUGAAGCAUAUUUAUGACGAAGAAGCUAGAAGAAAUCCUGAAGCUUCUAGCCUGUAUCCAUAUUCAACUGCUGAAAGUAUUAUGCGACUAGCCAGAAGAUCGUCGCUGCCAUCUCUGCCCCAUUCUCUGGCUGAUUUGGCUACUAUCUUUGAUGAAGGACGUUUGCAUCGUUACUCUUGCUGUGGUGAAAUCAUGUUUAAGGGUUGUGUGCAAGAUGUUGAUGGCCGAGCAUGCAUGAUUUUUUCAUGCACCGCCCUACUACAAUUAGUUUUGGCUAACAAUAUAGACGAAGUGCAUGUAGAUGCGACUUUUAAGGUUGUGCCUUCAAACAUGGGAAGUCAGUUGUUGACUAUCCAUUGUAUGAUUGACAAUUAUUCUAUACCUAUAGUUUACUGUCUCAUGGAAUGUAAAACGAGAAAUACGUACAACUGCGUUUUCAACUUUUUAAAGACAAAUUUGCUGGCCAACCUCAAUCCAUCCAUUAUAAUAACGGAUUAUGAAACUGCCCUGAGAGAUACUCUCACAUUUAUAUUUCCAACUGCACGAAUCACCGGGUGUUGGUUCCACCACAACCAAGCAGUUUGGCGAAAUAUGAAAAAAAGAGGAUUUUUACAAUUAAUAAACACAAAUGAAUUUGCUUCAAAAGCUCUAAGGAUGCUAUUUGCAUUACCAUUGUUACCAUCUGGUGAUAUACAGCGAGCAUUUGAUAUGGUAAGAAUGUUUGCUGUGAAUCACGGAAUACCAAUGUCAAGUUUAUUUGAUUACUAUGAUAACUAUUGGCUCAGACAAGUUGGAUCAAACAUUAUUUCAGUUAAUGGUUUACCAAGACGAACAAAUAAUAGUCUCGAAAGUUUCCAUAAUACUUUGCGGAACAAAUUUAAUGUCACUCACCCUAACUUAUGGAUAUUUUUAGAUCACCUAUCUCACUUGAGUAUGAGCUUCCACACUAUUAUGGCUCAGAUAAAUAAUAAUUUAAGGCCAACAAGCAACCACCGAAUAAAUUAUAGACAUUUAAAUUCAAUCCAACACGCUUGCCAACAAUAUACUCUAGGGCUGAUAUCUAUGUGGCAGUUUCUUCAAAGAAUGUCGCAUGCUACAACAACAUAUGAACAACAGCAACGAAAUUGGGCACUGCAUGUAGAUAAUGAACCGCCAAUAGUUGUUCAACCAGCAGCCCCAAUACCAGGAGCUGCAGAUUUGGUGCCAGUUGUUGCACUAGUACCGGUAGGUGCUGAUAUAUUCCCAGUUAUUGCACCAGUACCAGUAGCUGCAGAUUCAGCAGAAGUUGUUGUACCAGUACCAGUAGCUGCAGAUUCAGCAGAAGUUGUUGUACCAGUACCAGUAGCUGCAGAUUCAGCAGAAGUUGUUGUACCAGUACCAGUAGCUGCAGAUUCAGCAGAAGUUGUUGUACCAGUACCAGUAGCUGCAGAUUCAGCAGAAGUUGUUGUACCAGUACCAGUAGCUGCAGAUUCAGCAGAAGUUGUUGUACCAGUACCAGUAGCUGCAGAUUCAGCAGAAGUUGUUGUACCAGUACCAGUAGAUGCAGAUUCAGCAGAAGUUGUUGCACCAGUACCAGUAGCUGCAGAUUCAGCACAAGUUGUUGCACCAGUUCCAGUAGCUAAUUUAUUGCCAGUUAUUGCACCGACAGAUGCAGCUGAAAUACUGCAGCUGUUAGAACCAGUUGGCCAUCCUUACCAUCUACAAGAUAAUGGCAGACAUAGAAACCAGACACCAAGAGUAGAUGGACGUGAGAGAAACGGAAGGCAAUUUAAUAUAGUCCAAGCUUUUUAUGCAGAAGUUGAAAAUGAAGUAGAGCCGCAACAAGAAAAUGAAAUUCUUGAACUAUGCAUAAUUUGCUACAGCGGAAUUACUACUACUACAGUAGUACCUUGCCAGCACCAUUUCUGUAGAGUAUGUAUUGAGAGGUGGUUGCGGGAAGGUAGAAGAGGUUGUCCGCUAUGUAGAACUGAUAUAAUUAUGCUACAAAAGUAA
Molecule: messenger RNA, 2226 nt
Organism: Macrosiphum euphorbiae (potato aphid)
Lineage: Eukaryota; Metazoa; Arthropoda; Insecta; Hemiptera; Aphididae
Source: the annotation of a GenBank genome assembly